Paramecium octaurelia is the source of this 915-nucleotide messenger RNA. NCBI's taxonomy places the organism in Eukaryota, Ciliophora, Oligohymenophorea, Peniculida, Parameciidae. The record is from the annotation of a GenBank genome assembly.
AUGAGUUAAAUUGAAUAACUUUGCCAAGACUCCAAUUUAUCAUGCGGAAGGGGAAUUUUUAUAGGAAUUUAUGCUGGAUUAAUUUUUGCAAUUUCAAUCUAUUGUUUAAUAAAGCUUUAUGGAUUUAUGGGCAGAAUAUCCUAUGAAAUGAUACCUUUAACCACAUGUGCCAUUCAAUCUUCUUUGCAUUUCAUCAAUGACAUCUUUUUAGUUACAAACUCUUUAUAAAUCGUUAUAAUUUACUUUUGUUUACAAACUUUCAUAUUGAUUUCGCAAAGCUUUUUUCAUUUGUACUACAAAAUGACGUAUUCUUCUGAAGAAUUUUAAGGAUAUCGAUAGAAAUAAAAGUAUAGCUUGUUAAUAUUUUAAAUACUUUUUACAACAAUAAUCCUAGUAUAUUUGAUUUAACUAGAUGAUUAGAAUUGUUUGGUCUAUUUCAACUUAGGAUUAGCUCUAUAAUUCAUAAUUAUUUUAUUUAGUGUGUUAAUAUCAAUACUAUAUGGUUAGAAAUUAAAAUAAGUUAUGAACAAACAUGAAUAAACAAACGUGACAAAAAUAGCAAAUUAUUAAACGACAGCUGUGUAGAUAGUUUUGACCACUACUGCAGUUUUUGAAUUUAUUAUGUCAAUUUUAUCACUUACCACAUUUUAAGGAUUGUUUUGUAAUUUACCAUUAAAUAAUUCUAAUGGUGAUGGAUUUACAUCUGGAGAGAAUGUAUACUUGACUUUCUUCUCCAUUAUAGAAAUGACUCCUUGUAUUUUAGUACCGAUAAUUUUUUUCUACCUCCCAUAAAUAUCAUAAUAAUAAAACCAAAAGCAAGAGUUCAACUUGAAUGACACAUUUUUAUUAUAAUCUGCAAGACCAUCUUUGGAUUUCAGUGGAUUAAUAAAUAUUUCUAUUGAAUUAAAAUAAUGA